Messenger RNA from Botrytis byssoidea, 1782 nucleotides. RefSeq lists its product as uncharacterized. Gene Ontology annotation, molecular function: zinc ion binding; DNA-binding transcription factor activity, RNA polymerase II-specific; RNA polymerase II cis-regulatory region sequence-specific DNA binding. Bases 1 to 1782 code for a protein of 593 amino acids. The transcript has 4 exons. Gene Ontology annotation, biological process: DNA-templated transcription; positive regulation of transcription from RNA polymerase II promoter by galactose. Lineage: Eukaryota; Fungi; Ascomycota; Leotiomycetes; Helotiales; Sclerotiniaceae. Gene Ontology annotation, cellular component: nucleus. The record is from RefSeq and is a predicted model, not a curated record.
AUGCCGCGUAACAGGGUUGAUCCACUACGUCGAAGACGAGUAGCACAAGCAUGUGACAGUUGCAAGAGACGCAAGGAGAAGUGUAGUGGCGGUACCCCCUGCGGGCAGUGCAAAUCCCGACAUCGAGAAGAGGCCUGUCAGUAUACGAAAGCCCAGGCAUCAGAUGUUGCAAAGCGUCUUCUGUGCGAGACUAGAGGCAGCAGCAACCACAGCGCAAGCGAAGAUCAUCAUGCACUGUGUGAGCUUGAUGAUCUCGCACCGUCUGAAACUCUCAAGGAAGGCGACAAUACGGUUUUGAAUGCGGCGCCCAAGCCCAAAAUCUCCAGAAUGCUACGUGACAGUCAGGGGAGAUUUAUUUAUGUCGGCGAAUCAGCCUCGUUGUCCUCUCUUCAGACUGUGAGGAGAGCUGUGAUAGUUGCAGUGGGCCCUUGUGAAUUUACAUCAGAUCCUCUGCGUCACCUGAUAAUUGAAACUACGCCAACGAUUCGUUUUGAUAAUGUCCACGAACCUCUACUCGAUCUUGCUGAAGCUCUUUCUCUUGCAGAUCAGUUCUUUCAAGUCGUAAGUGGUAUCAUGGACCUUUUCGACCCUGCUUGGUUGAUAGAUAAGCUGCCGACUUGGGUCGAAGAUUCUUCACGAAGAGGAAAGCUGGAGUCGCCCGUCAUUUAUCUUGCACUCGCGAUCGGGGCACAAGGAAGAGCUCGAGAUGAAUCAGAUGAGAUCAUUGCUGAGAGUUUGUUGACGGUCCAGUCGUUCAUCUUGAUCACCUACUACAUGCUUGCGGCAUGUCGACACAAUGGGGCUUUCGUUAAUUUAGGGGUGGCAGUCAGAGCUGCUUAUGCUCUUGGAAUUCACCGCCACGAGACAAACGUUGCAUUUGUUCCGCAGGAGGGCAUAUCUCAAGAGCGGACCUGGAAGACUCUACGAGUUUGUGAUCUUUUUUUCAGUGCAUCGAUGGGAAGACCACCUGCCACCUCAGACACCGAUUGCAAUAUUCCCUGGACUUCGGUGGAUCAGGUCGCCGGCAGAGAGAGUCAGUAUGUGCCUUCGCAGGUCACUUCCGCCAUUCUUAGAAUCUGCCACGUCUUUGAACGCAUUUUAAUAGAAGUGUACUCUAGAAGAGCUGUCUCGCUCGACCUGGCAAGAAGUAUCUCAAGACAACAUCGCGAGUGGACAGAAGCGUUACCUCGUAUGCUUAAAAUUGACGGUUUGCAUGAAUCGGUUGCAACCCGAAGCCUUGGGCUUUCUCACCGACUUGGUUGUGGACUCGUGAAAAUCGCAUACUAUUACUCGAUCAUUCUACUAUCUCGACCAAUUCUCACUUUCAAGGUCUGCCACAAUGCUGGAAAAUUCAGCCAUGGCGAGGCCUCAUCUUCCUUUAAUGCAGAUUUCAAUACUUACGCAGACGCAUGUGUUGACUCGGCUAUCAAAGGUAUAGAUGUGGCUCAUGAGACUGUUUACGAACAAGCCAUGCCUCAACGUCAGCCCUUCAUAAUCAACAGUGUCUUUAUUUCGGUGCUAUGUCUUGGACUUGCCUACCUGGAUGAUUUCGAUCAAAGAGGCUGGCCGUUAAGCACAGGGCUCAGACGGGGAAUUGCAAUCUUAAACCAUUUUGGACGACUGAAUCCCCAAUCUGCUCGGUACUCGGAAAUCUGCCAGCUCCUGCAAGACGCCACGACAAUGAGAUCAAUCCCCGAUACAGCCUUCGAAUGUAGACUUCAGUUCGAAUAUACUUUGCCAGCAGGGAAUUGUCGAACCGAUUUCGCCGUCUUCUUUCAAUGA